Messenger RNA from Gigantopelta aegis, 2677 nucleotides. Its product is annotated as mesenchyme-specific cell surface glycoprotein-like. Bases 356 to 2101 code for a protein of 581 amino acids. The transcript has 13 exons. Gene Ontology annotation, molecular function: protein binding. The record is from RefSeq and is a predicted model, not a curated record. NCBI's taxonomy places the organism in Eukaryota, Metazoa, Mollusca, Gastropoda, Neomphalida, Peltospiridae.
CUUCGUUUUCUGUCGUGUUGGAUUGUUGUGAAUGGCCGGAAGACGUGCAGACGCUUGUUAACACGCUCAUUGAUCAACAUAUCAGUAAUAGUUCAUAAGGACAAUUCACGGGUAGGCGCAUUAUACACUUCGUAUAUCAUCGAUAACUUUAUAAUGAUGUCUUUAGAAGCUAUUUGAUUCUCUUACCUGGUAUCACCAUCGGAUAUUGCGAGUUCUGAAGCGACAGAAAAAACCCACCCUAGCGCUUCGAGAGAUAAUCAUAAUCUUCAAACACAUCAAACCUGAUUUUGUUUACGAUUCAUUUUGUGUCCAUUGUACCCACUAGAAGGAUAUUUGGACGAUUUUGUUUCCAACAAUGGACUUUCUCGUGACGUCACUUCCGUAUUUAUUUCUGAUGGCUACAGCUGCCCAGACAUUCAGUGUGUCCUUCACCAACCCGUCAACUCUGUAUAUUCCAUACAAAUACAACGGAAGCGAACCUGUGUACCAGGUUGAUGAAGACAUUAUAGAGCAGAUAGCCUACGACUCAAGUGAUAAACUUGUAUACGCUGUAGGUGGAUCAAUGGUGAACGUUAUUGACAUAUCGAAGCCGGAGAAUAUGAGAAUUCUUCAUCACUUCACACUAGACAAUGUGGAACUGACAGACGUAGAGACGUGCGGACGUCAUGUUUUCGUCUCUUACGAAAGCCUAUCUGUCAAAGAGUCCGGGAACGUUCUUGUGUAUGAGAAUUACAAUAAAAAAGAGAGUACAAUGCAUUUAAUACACAACAUUACAGUGGGUUCGAUGCCGGAUAUGAUCCUCCCCACACAUGACUGCAGCCGUAUUGUAGUUGCCUUGGAAGGGCAAGCUUAUAUUUCCGGAGGAGCCGUGGUCGAUCCUCCUGGAGGAGUCGGUAUAAUCACCUUCCCAGAUGGAUUUAGGAAAGACAAAGAAGUCAGCUACACUGAAUUGGAUUUCAUGAAUUACAACAACAGAGUGGCCGAUCUCGAGAAAACAGGAGUAAGGUUUGUGUAUCGAGAAAACAACAAUUCAUUUUCCAACGACGUGGAGCCAGAAUACUUGGCCAUCAACAAAGACAGCACGACGGCAUACGUUGGACUUCAGGAAAACAACGCCAUUGCUGUAGUGGAUUUAACACAGAUGAACAUAACGAGUAUCCAUGGAUUGGGUUUCAAAAAUUGGAACAAUUCCCUUCUAGACCCGAGCGACAGAGAUGGCGGAAUCAAGAUGAGUGCCUGGCCCAUAUAUGGGAUGUAUUUACCAGACGCCAUUAAGCUCGUCACGUGGAAAGGCGUGGACUAUAUUGUGACGGCCAAUGAGGGCGAUUCUAAGGACUAUGACGACGUCUGGACAGAAGAGAGAAGAGGUCAUGAUUUCACAGAUGCAAUGCUUUCUCCAGAAGUUGGUGAUGAUCUUAGGUCAGCCCUCAAGAAUGACUCCCAGCUGGGCAGGCUGAAAUUCACCGAUGCUACAGGGAAAAACUCAAACGGUACGUUUGACGCCCUCUACACUUUCGGAGGUCGGAGUUUCUCCAUCUUGCGGGCCGACACCAUGGAAAGGGUUUACGACAGCGGUGACGACGUCGAACGAAAGUUAAACCAGCACAGACCAGAAAUAUUCAACAGCAAGUUCGUCAAGUCCAAGACUCCUUUUAAAACCAGGGACUCGAGGUCACAGUUUAAGGGACCAGAAACUGAGUCGCUCACGUAUGGAAUAGUAGAUGAUCAUCUACUUCUGUUCAUCGGCAACGAGCGACCCGGAUUCGUAUCAGUCUACUCAGUGGCAGACGACAUCACCAAGCCUCACUUUGAGUUUCUCUAUGACGGUAUCGGUGACGUCAAAAUGACGUUUCAACAACUGUACGACCAGAGGAAGUUGAAUGCAAUGGAUCCUGAAGACAUCAGAUUUGUGGACGGGUCUUCGAGUCCAACAGGAAAGCCCAUUUUACUGAUUACAGGAGCCGUCAGUGGAACUUUAACUAUCGUGAACGUGGACGUAACAACCACACCAUCGUCGGCAGUAAAACCAGAUGGUUUAGGUCCGACUACGAUGAUACUUUUGGCUGCUGUCUGCUGGCUCGCGGGUCGUCACAGUCACUGAUUCACAGCCGAAAAGCCCUACAUGUCAUUGCUCAAACUGUGUGAUUUGUUUUUACCACAGACACACAAACACAUAAACUCAUGCAGUCACACAGUACAGACACUAACACACAUACGCUUGUGCACUCACAACACAUGCACGUUUGCGCGCACAUACACACAGAGACACAGACGCAUACAUAAUGCUCGUACACUCACACAGGCACAAACACACACACGCACACGCACAUACACACACACAUACACAGAGGUAUACAUACAUACAUAUAUGCAUACACAAACACAAAUACAUCAUACGCCUUUAUAACCUGAAUUAGCGUCAUAUUUCGCCGCUUAAGAUACACUAGAAAGAAAAGUGUUCAAAUUGAGACUCCCGAUGGCGAGUCAUAGGGAUGCUUGAAUGUGGAACCUCGUAGCAUGACGUCGCACGUCCAUUCAACGUCCACAAAAAUACCAUAUGGCACUUAUGGCAACGAUAUCAACAAAACAACCAGGUCAGGGACCGUCCCCGUAGCGACCGACCACCCGUGACAACCCGUCACCAAGACACAUGGAUCCGAACCACGCAUCUGCGAAA